AUGAAGGACGGAGACAUGCAUGAGUGUAUCUUCUAAAGGGUUUCUUCUCACACCUGAAAAUCUGUAACUGGGCUUAUGUCCACCUGUUGGUUUGCUGAUCUAUAGUGAAUACUUAAAUGAACCCUUUCUGUCUGUCCCCUUCGCUCCUCUCUUAUCUACACUCCCCUGUUUUCAUGCCCCAAGCUAUUUCUGUCCCUGUCUGAGUCAGAGACGAAGCUCCCAGCUUUGAAUGACACAAACAGACAGACCAACUCCCAAAUCAGAUUGACUUAGGGUCUAAAACACGCUAAACCCAGCUUUGGGCAAGAAAAUAACAAAAAAUAAAGAAAAAUCUGAAGGAAGCUACCAAGAUGGAAGAAUGUGAAAGCGUGGAGUCUGAGCUGCAGGAGUUUCAGGAUGAAGCUCUAAGCCAGGAUGAUGAUGAUGAAGUGGAAGAGCUGCAUAACAGUCUGCGAGAAGCCAUUCAGGAUCACUCUGUGAAGCCCAAACUCCAGUGCCUCAUGGUGGACCCAUCUUUUUCCAUGGUGACAGUGCAAAGCGAGGACAGCGGUAUUGUUUGGGAGACGGCCUCCAGCCGCUGCUCUACACCCUGGGCGUCUGAGGCUAGCUCCACAUCUGAAGCUUGCAGCAUGGAGGGCUCAGGAGGUGCGGGUAAAAUAACCAUUGUCUUUGAUGAGGACAAAGUAAUCCGCAGGAGGAUGAGGUCUGGGGGAAGAAGCAGCAGGUUAGGGGACCGGCUAAGCCGACCUGGCAGUUCACGGUCCGCCUCCACCUUGGGAGUAGAGAGACCAGAGAUGGCAGAGGUUUCUCUUCCUAACAUCAAAGAGGAGAAAAGGCCAACAGAGGCAGAUUUGGAGGAUAUAAAAUCCAAAGAUCAGCAGUUGUUCAGUUUAAUUUCUGAAGGCUAUGAGAUUCUUAACAUCAGAGUCCCGUCUAAACUUCCUACUGUGGACGAGGAGGAGAGUACAGACCUGCAAGACAAUUUAUCUUAUUUGGACCAGACUCCAAAGAUCAGGUCCAGAAACCACAAUGAUUUGACAAACCACAGGGAGCAACUGGAAGCAGAGCAAACACCGGAUUACCCUGAGUCCUCAGGAGACACUUCCCAGCCACUGGAAAACAAACAGACUAGUUUCAUAGCUGCGGAAACAGAGAGCAUGGGUGACAUCGACUACAUUGAAAAGUUUACCCUUUUGGAUGUGGCAAUACCUGAAGGAGAUGCUCCCCAGCUUCAGAGGGAGGCAGAGAAGCCGCCUGCUAAAGUCCAGACAGAGAAGCAUGAGACUUUAAAGGAGGCACGCGAGGAUGGUGCCUCUGUGUCUGAAGACUCCUUUGUGUUUGUCUCAGAAGCUGAGAUAGUUGGAGAGCACCUGGAUGAGGUCUUCUAUGGGGAAGGUCCUCCCAUUGAAGCACCGAAGCAAAAGGAGGAAGGGGCAGAAAGGAUGAGAUUGAGGCGUGAGAGCCAGCGAUCAAUGAAGGAUGGUGGUCUGGUGUUGUUUGAAAGUGAGGAAACUACACUUACUCCUAUUUUCCUCUCCCCGGGACCUCCCAAGAUUAUUGACCCCAUCCUCUUGGAGGAGCCAACGGCCAUGUCCUUCAUGUACACAGAUCUGUAUGAGGAUGCAGUGGGGGAGAAGAGGAGGAGUGACGAGGAGCACUCAGAGGCAGAAAGUGUGGCUUCUGAGAAAUCCUACAAGAGGCGGUUGUCGGAUUCAGAGGAAGAGGAUGGGUACCUGGAGAAGUUCAGGCUAAAAGAUGAAACGCCAGCAGUAGACGUUCAGACAGAAUCAGUGGAGAAUGAGGCUGGGGGGAGGAUGAUGUGGCCACAGAGCAAGUUUGAAAUGAAUGGCUGCUUAAUCAGAGCAGCACAAGAUGAAGAAGAGGAAGAAAAGAUAAAAAACGAGGAAAUCAAGAUGCAGGAAACGCUUGAAGAGAAACAAAAAGUUUUAAGAGAAACAGAAGAAAAACUUUCAUCAGAGAUGACUCAUGACCAAGGUCCAGGAGAAGUCCCAAAGGAAAGGCAUCGGGAGUCUAAAUCAGUAGAUCACACUGAAAUUAAACUAGAGCAACAAGCAGUGGAGCCAAGAGCAGAAAAAACAGACAAAACUCCCCAGAUAGAAACAUUGGAUGAAACCUCAGAGGGAAGAGAUGAAAUGGUCACUGAGGAAAGUUUCAUUGAAGCAGAGCUGCCAUCUGAAAAAGUGGCAGAAAAUAUGUCUAAGCAUCUUGAAGUGAUGCCAGACAAAACAACAUCAGCUCAACCUGAAAGGAGAGAGGAGCCUCCAGCCUCCACUGAACCCACUCCGGUUACAGAAAGCACUGAAAGGAGUUUCUCUGAGGAAGAAGCACCUGUUAUCAAGGCUGCUGAUGAGAAACAUCCACCUGGAGCAGAAGCUGAAGCAAAAGAACCUGGAAAUGCGACACACGUCCAAACUGAAAACCUCACAGCAUCAAAGGCAUCUUCUACAGUAUCUGUGCAUGAAGACAAAGAAGCAUCCUCUGAAGAUGUGGCCUCUCUCAAAGCGGCUCCUCGCUUGGACUCUGCAGUGCAAGCAGUGGAGAAGGUGAUGGAGGGAGCUGUGAAUGAAAAAGAGAUGCAGACCCAAAUGAAUGCAGAUGUAAAGGAAGCAAUUCAGCUAUAUCCCGAAAGAAAAGAACAUCAAAAGCACCUGAGUGAUGAAUAUUCUGAAGAGUGUAAGGCAGAAGCAGAUCAGAAAUCAGGAGUUAAAACUGACAAUUUAGGGGAAAUAACUCAACCAACAAAAAACAAAGAAAUUGAUUUGGAAUCUAUCAAAAGAAAACAACAGACACAGGAAGAAGAGACAACUGACUGCAAAUCAGACAACCUAAAACAAGCAGCAGAACCAAGAUCUGGAACAGCUGUAGAGGACACUGGGAGCUGUGAGAAAGAUGCAGUGAAUGUUUAUGAGAAGGAACCUUCUGGGGAAAGUAAGGCUGCAGCUGCUGAUCGGGAGGCAGAGCUUAAAACUGAGACUUUAAGAGACAUAACUGAGUCUACCGAGCAUCAGAACUUUAAUUUGGAAUCAACCAACAGAAAACAACAGACACAGGAAUCAGACAACCUAAAACAAGCAGAAGAACCAAGAUCUAGAACUACUGAAGAGGAUGCAGGGACUUGUGAGCAGGAUGUAGUGAACGUUGGUGAUGAAUUAGUCGUCCUAGUUCCUAAAGGACAGGCUGUAGAGAUGGACAUACAGAUUGAUCAGUGGUCUGAGGACAUUAUCAAGGAUGUAGAUUCUUCUCCUCAACCUGGCAUCUCAUCUGAGGUUCAGGUACCUGAGCCUUGGGUAGAAGAAGAACCAGUGAUUGCAGAAAAAGAAGAGGAACCUGCCAGUAAUGAGUUAGACUCUGAGGCUUUAAUAGCUGCACCUGGAGAGAAAGACAACACCAAGGACCAGGAGACUCAUGAGGAUAAACCUGUCUUGUCUCUGCUGAGAAGCUACACCCCUAAGGAAGACUUAUCUGAGCUUCAGGAAGAUGAUGUACCACCAGAAGAAUCUGAACAAAAAAUGGAUAUCAAGGAGAUGGAGGAAGAACCAGAAAUAAACCUUGAUGAGGAUGCGGUGCAGCGUUCAGAUCUACACAGGGAAGAAGUGAAAGAAAUGCUGGCACAGAGUGAGACGGUUAUAGAGGCAAGUGAGGAAACGGUGGAAGACCUUGGAUAUGAAGUGAUUGGCAGUGAAGAAGCAAAAGAUAUGGUUGAAUCUGAGAUCAAGAGAGAAGAAGAUGAUUCUUCCCAUCAGAGGCCUAAGGAGACAGACACAGAAACAGAGAAGGAUGAGCUGGAGGAGGAUUAUGAAAUUAUUGAUGCAGAGGAGCAGAGUCAGGCCCGCUUGGCUGCUGAGCUCCUGGGCAUGGACUGGUUCUGUAUGACCUGUGGGUGUUUGCUGUCAGAGCAGGAUUGCAGGUCUGCUGAGCAUCACAACCACCAGGUCUGCUCCGUGGAAAAGGCCUAUGAGGAUAUCAAGGAGACUCUGGGAGGUUGGAUCUCAGAGCUCCAAGCGAGAUCAGAGAACAUUGAGGACUUGGUGUCUGAGCUGGAGCUGGCCUACAAUUCAGUAGAGGAUCAAUUCACGAAGAGCGAAGCAGCCAUGCAGGCGCAGAACGAUGAGAUGAUGGCUCUGGUGAUGGAGCAGUAUAACACCAUGUCCGUCAGUAUGGAGGAGGAGAAGAAAGCCAAGCUGGAGCAGCUCUACGACAAGAUCGUUUCCUAUCAGGAGAACAUAGACUCAGCCAAAAGCAUUCUGGAGACCUCAGCCAGAGAGGCUGAGACGGAUGCCAGACCACCAGAAGACAUUCAUGCAAGACUCCAAACUGCUCUGGACUCAGCCUUGUCGCUGGAGCUGGGACCCAAGGGACUGCUGGUGUUUGAGGACUACACCAAGGCCAAUUCUGCAAGCUCAAACCUCGCACAGCGCAAAGGAAUUCCAGUGCCCCAAAGGCCCACCCUGCAGCCCCAGGAGCCCGGCUCAGCCUCUAGCACCAGUGUGACAGUUUACUGGAAAGUCAAUCCAGGAGACAUCAUUGACUGCUUUCAGGUCUACUGCAUGGAGGAUCCACAGGGAGCUGUGUCAGAGGAGUACCGUGUGACAGUAAAGGAGAGCUACUGUGUCCUGGAGGACCUAGAGCCUGACAGGAUGUACAAAGUGUGGGUGAUGGCCGUCAACUACACAGGCUGCUCUUUGCCCAGCGAACGACUGCUCUUCAGAACAGCUCCAUCUGGGCCGACGAUCGACGCAGAGCGCUGCAGUGUCAUGUGGGACUCUGCUACGCUGAGGUGGAGCUCAACGAAAGCGGCUCCGGGCCUGAGCUACACUUUGGAGUACUGCCGACAGUAUGACCUGGAGGGAGAGGGACUCAGAUCAAUCUCAGGAAUUAAAGGAUGCGAACAGAAAGUGGUCUUGCAGCCGAAUGAGAACUACCUGUUUUACAUCAAAGCAGUGAAUGAGGCUGGUGCCAAUGAACAGAGUGAGGCUACACUCGUUUCUACAAAAGGGACGAGAUUCCAACUCCUGAAAUCCUCAGCUCACCCCACUCUGACGCUGUCAGAUGAUAACACCACACUGCAGUAUUCCCAGGAUGCUCAAAAUACCAGCCCAUCUGCAAAAAAGGAAUGUCCAUCCAUCCUGGGUGAGUUGCUGCCUUCACGAGGACUCCACUACUGGGAGGCAAUUGUUGUAGAAAGUCCGGCUUACAGGCUUGGAGUAAUGUGCAGUGCAGAUAAUCUCAACGGAUCACUUGGGGAAGACAGCUCCUCAUGGUGCUUGCAGUGUACUCAUGGACCCUCAGGCUGUAGGUAUCUGCUACUGCACAAUGGCGUUCAGACCUCCAUUUUUGUGACUGAGACACCUGAGAGAGUUGGAACCUUGUUGGAUCACCAACUGGGCUGUCUGUCUUUUUACAAUGCCAGUAGUGGCCAGUUGUUGGGUUCCUUCACCCAGCUCUUCAGCCAGCCCUGCUACCCUGCUCUGGCCCUGGAGCUGCCAGGCAGCCUGCAGGUUUGGAUGGUGCCAGAGUUGCCAGAGUUUACAAAGCACAGCAAGCGCUGACAUUUCCUCACUUACUGGGAGGUUCACAAAAAAGAAAACAUAAACAACUGUUGGUUUUGUUUUAUCUGACAUUGUAAUAAAUAAAUCAACCUCAAGAAUAAUGUUAGAAACCUGAUCAUAAAAGUGGGGUUUUAUCAAACUGCUGUUUCUGUGAAAAAAGACUAAAUGUGUUGUUUUUUUUUAUGACAGAAAUCACACCAGGUCACAGAAAUGGUGGCUUAUCCAUGAGGUAUGGCCAAGACACGCCUUCAUAGCCAUUAAAGAUUUUAAAUUAGGUCUCAUCACAAUCAACUAAUAAAAUUAAUGAUUCACAUUCUGAAAAACAAACUGCAAACCACCUUCACCACGCAAAUCGUCCUUCUUGCACAUAUAGAUCAGUGUGUGCAAUACAACAUAAGGCUAGCAGUUGGGGAGAGGCGCACACCUCCAAAUUGCACAUAUAUAGGUUGCUAAGUGACCAACUUUUUCACGAUGUAGUUCAAAUUCAAAAUGUAUUUCUUGUGCCCCUAAUGGGGCAUUAUAUUCAACAGGUGAACAAGGGUGAAGAAAAAGUUCAAUUAUCAGAUCUUAGUGAGUUUAAAAAAAAAUUAUAAUUAUACUAUACGUGGAGCAGAACACGAAAAAAUAAACCUUCAGGAUUGAGAAGCUUGCUGCGAUCAAAUCACACUGAUAAGCAGAAAGCCGAUAGACAUUAUAUAUAUGACCGUAGUUCCCUGUAGCUGCAGUAACUGCAUACAGUUAUUUAAUAACAAUAUCCUUUGUGGUGUGCUAUGUGCAAUAGAAACCAACAUCUACAUGAUUUACGUAAAUGCUGCUGAUAAACCGAUAAAAUUAUCGACCAUUCCUCCUCAGGAGUAAGACUCAGACCUCUGGUGGAGGUGCAGAGACCUCCCUUUAUUAUAGGUUCAUUUAGCAGAUUAGGAUAAAACUUUUGGCAGAUGUCACAACCGUGGUGAAAUAUCACUGUCACAAACAAGAGUUUUCCUUCUCACUGACAUGAUAUUCCCCAAUUUAGCUGUAAUUCAGCAAAUUUAUUGCCUUGGAGAUUCUGGAAACAGUAAGGUGGUCCUAAUCAUUUGUGAGGGUCAUCUGAAAAAAGAACAUAUGAUUGUUACCAAACUGUUUUUUGUUGUUUUUUUUGUAAUAACUGAUCUAUAUUGUGUUUAAAGCUUUGUGCUGUUUUUAAACUACUGUCUUUUUUGUUGCAUAUAUGCUUUAGAAGUCAUCUAAAAUAAAAGGAAGUCAAACUUUUUUUUUUUAUCUUCCUACACAACAAUUAGUUCAUGCCUUUUCUCUUAGUGUGAUGUGGGUUUAUACCUCCAAGAUGACUGUUGCACCUUUUAAACUGUUUCAUACUGUGAAUAAGUUUUUUUUCUUCUUGUAAAUAACAUUUUUAAACAGAAUUUAUCUCUUCUUGGUGUUAUUGUGUGUUACAGACACUGUUGUUUUUGUUAUAUUUUUAAAUAACUUCCUUUUCUGAACAAUUUGAUUAUUUCCAUCUGACAAAGUUUAGUUGUUUUAACAUAUUUUCAUCGCUAGAGGGCCUAUGCACUCCAGCUGCUGUGAUGCUGUCUUUCCUGUACAGUUUUACUGGAAAUGUUCUGCAAAAAAGUAAACAAUAAAAUCAGGCCUUAAUCAUCUCUAAA
Cyprinodon tularosa is the source of this 7216-nucleotide messenger RNA. It is a transcript of the gene cmya5, whose product is annotated as cardiomyopathy associated 5. The transcript has 14 exons. The record is from RefSeq and is a predicted model, not a curated record. Gene Ontology annotation, molecular function: protein binding. Lineage: Eukaryota; Metazoa; Chordata; Actinopteri; Cyprinodontiformes; Cyprinodontidae. Bases 351 to 5570 code for a protein of 1739 amino acids.